Messenger RNA from Physella acuta, 6589 nucleotides. Its product is annotated as NFX1-type zinc finger-containing protein 1-like. NCBI's taxonomy places the organism in Eukaryota, Metazoa, Mollusca, Gastropoda, Physidae. Gene Ontology annotation, molecular function: helicase activity; zinc ion binding. Gene Ontology annotation, biological process: regulatory ncRNA-mediated heterochromatin formation. Gene Ontology annotation, cellular component: nuclear RNA-directed RNA polymerase complex; nucleus. The record is from RefSeq and is a predicted model, not a curated record.
GUAACCACAGAUUAUCAUAUCUGUAGUGCCAACGAGAAAAAGUCACGCAAAUGUCAGAAUAAAUUGUAAGAUAUAUUAUAUUGCUCUAAGAAACACUGUGUUGAAGAAGUAAUAAAAAUGAACUCAAACAAAACAACGGAGUCGGUCUAUGCCCGUCCGCCCAGACCGAUGACGUAUGGACGACUUAAUACAUGGGCAGAAAUGCCCGACCCAGGGCAGCUUGUACUGUUUAUGUCAGCUGAGAGAAAACAACUGGAACAGUUUUUACAAUCGGAUCAAAUCUCUCCUAAAAUGUUUUCUCUGCUGUUGAAAGCUGUAGACCACGCCCUUACAGCUCACCAUCAGAAAUUUGCUCUACAAAAUUUGUUGGAGAUAAUUAGUCAGACCAAGUUUUUUAAUCAACAUUUGGUUCAUUAUUUUUAUAACAUUAGCAUGUCCGACAUGUGGGACACUGGACAUGAAGAGAUGGAAGCCAGUUCAAGAAUUGUUCGAACUUUUGUGGAGAUUCUACCAUCCAAACUUUCAACAGGCUUCGCUUGUGUGACACAGCUGGCUAACAUUUUAAACACGGCUCAAGAAUUUAACGGAAAAAAUAAGCUUUUGGAAGAUUUGAAAAGUAUUAGUGAUUUAGCGAAGAAAAUACACAGCUCUAAAAAGCUAAAUGCUAUAACCCAAUCAGGAAAACAAUUGCCCCAAGACGACAACGUGAAACCACCUGAUGACUUUAGAACUGUGAAAGUAGUUCCAGCAUUGAGUGAUUUUAAAGAAAAUGGGGCGAUUUUUAUCCGUCCUUCUAAAUCAAAGGGCGUUUACGAUGACGUUUCUCAGUAUUUAGAUAUUCAGUUCAGGCUGAUGAGGGAAGAUUUUCUCAUUCCGUUGCGUCAAGGGAUAUCAGAACUGAGAAAACAUGGAACUAACAGGCAUUGGAAAACUGGCGAUUUAAAUCUUAGAUUGUACCGUAAUGUUCGUAUUGACGGUUGGGAAUUAGACAGACAUAUUUUAAUUCAUUGGAUCAGCUUUGAUACAGCGCAAACAAUACGCGUCAAUUGGAAGGGUUCAAAACGACUUAUCAAUGGGUCCGUUGUGUGUCUUUCUAGCGACAAUUUUAAAACAAUGAUAUUUGCCAUAGUAGACUUACGUGAUAAGAAUGACAGAGAAAACGGUUUGGUAUCCGUAGUUGUGGAAAGCGGGUAUGAUGUUAUUUAUAAGAGUCAUCCAGGUGAUGAGUACAUUAUGGCUGAAUCCACGACGCUAUUUGAACCUUACCGUCAUGUAUUAGUGGGACUACAAGCAAGCUACACAGAUCUUCCAUUAACAGAUUACAUCCUCAAGUGUAGGACUGUCUUAAAACCACCGAGGUAUUUGUUAAAUUAUUACAAAAGUCGCACCGUCCCAAAAUACAAUUUAUCUUGUUUGAUGAAAAGUUGCGAGGAUUGGGAAUGUCCAGUACUGACGACAACAAAAUGGCCGCCAUGUGAGAGCAUGUGUUUAAACAAGUCACAAAGAGAAGCCGCCAUCUUAGCCCUGACAAAAGAAAUGGUGCUCAUUCAAGGUCCUCCAGGGACAGGAAAAACGUAUGUAGGUCUCAAGGUCAUGGAGACCAUCAUGAAAAACUUGGAUGUUGUGUUCGGCACUGGGCCAGCCACUCCAAUCUUGAUUGUCUGUUACACGAACCACGCCUUAGAUCAGUUCCUGGAAGGGAUUUUAAAGUUCUGUGACGACGGUAUAGUUAGGGUUGGCGGGGGAAGUAAAAGUGAACAACUUAAGGAGUUUAAUCUCAACGAAAAAAAACAAAGCACUAGAAAAGAGAACUUAUUCAAUGGCAAAUCAGUCAGUGUAUUGAAGAAAGAAAAUCAAGACGAACUAAACAGUAUUAUAAUAAACUUAGACUCAUAUGGCAAUCACAUAGACAAUUUAAAAUUUAGAAUUAUGCAUGAAAACGUUUUAUCAAAAUAUAUGGAUGAACAACACUAUCUAUCCCUGUAUAAAGAUUGUCAAUUUACUGACAACAAAAAGUCCAAGUUAUCACAAUGGCUGCAUGCCCCACACAGCACAACUGAAGAUAACCCACAAACCAUUUUGGAAGAUCUUCUCACCAAGUUGGUAUUAAAAUGGGACCUGGUACUUCCCGACAUGACGGUAACUCUGCCUUGUGAUAUAAUACAGAGAGCCAGCCUUUACUGUACAGUGGCAUCCAGAUACAAGGAAGAUUUAAAAAUCAACAUUGAAAAUAGUUCGGAUGACGAUGAAAUUAAAAGACUUGGAGAAAAAAUGAAUGCAAUGAGCCACCGGUUUUUAAUGGAUCAGGAUAUUCAACUAUAUCUGACAGAUGAAAUAAACAACGAGUUGGUUAAAACACACGUGUCUCACCAUAUGGGACAACUAUUUAAAGUCUGGGUUUUAGGUCUGAACAACGACAACGAAGUUCAGAUACACGAUGCAACAAUAUUGAAGAAUGCUCUACAGGUUCGUGAUUCUGGAUUUUUCAAUGACAACACCAAAAGAUCAAGUGUGACAAAGUCUGGUGGUGAAGAUACUGAGUCAAAUUCUGAAAAAACUGUUUUUUCUAGAGAAGAUUACAGGACUGAGGUUCAAUCGUUAGUUGAGAUUGAAGACUUAUAUGAUUUAGUUGUGAAGGAAUUGGGUGAAAGCAAUUGGAUCAAAGUACAAAGAGUUAAAUCCAAACAUGUUUACAAGUUACUAACAGAAGAUGCCAUGGACGAAAAAACUGCAAAGACUAUCAGUGAUAUUUCCAAAAUAAAAUUAAGAGAACGUUUUUCUCUUUAUAACCUCUGGUGCCGACGCUACCGGGAUGAUUUAAUUAGACAGAUUCAAGAAUGUGUAGAAAAAAUAGAAGAUAUUAAAAAAAGAAUCAAACAAUUGGACGAUGAAGAGAUUUUAUUUAUUUUCAAAACAGCAAAAGUAAUCGGGAUGACAACAACUGGUGCUGCAAAACAUCGAGACGUUCUCCAGGCUGUUGGCUCUAGAAUUGUAGUGGUUGAGGAAGCGGCCGAGGUAUUUGAGUCCCAUAUAAUCACUGCACUGAACCCACAGUGCAACCAUCUGAUCCUGAUUGGUGACCACCAACAGCUGAGGCCGAAACCAAACGUCUACGAGCUGGCCAGACACUACGGUCUAGAGGUUUCCUUGUUUGAGAGACUCAUCAAGAACAACGUCCCGCAUGUUGUGCUUAAGGUACAGCACAGAAUGCGGCCUGAGAUAUCAAAACUUAUGCGUCACAUUUACCCUGAGCUGGAAGACGAUGACUCUGUGUUGAAAUAUGAGCACAUCAGGGGAGUGGGAAAAGAUGUUUUUUUUAUCAACCACAAUUUUAGUGAAUCCCAAGUAGAUGACAGCUUAAGUAAAGAAAACAUACACGAGGCAGUAUACAUAGCGGGACUUUGUAAAUAUCUUAUUAACAAAAACCAUAGUCCCAGUUCAAUUACAAUACUUACAACUUAUACAGGGCAGGUAAUAGCUAUAAGAAACCACGUUAAAAAGUUAGGUAUCGAUCGCAGUGUGCGAAUCGUUGCAGUUGAUGACUUCCAAGGAGAAGAAAACGAUAUCAUUCUACUUUCUCUUGUAAGAAGCAAUGAAGAUGAAAAUGUUGGAUUCUUGAAGGUGGACAACAGGAUCUGUGUAGCUUUGUCUAGAGCAAAAAAAGGUUUGUAUGUUAUUGGGAACUUUGAUCUAUUAGCCUCUCAGAGCAAGCUGUGGUCAAAAAUUGUCAGUGCUGCCAAAAAGGAGAAAAUGUUUGGUGAAGGUCUUCCCAUAUUUUGUCGAAAUCAUCCUGAAAAUAAAAUUGAAAUAAAAACUGCUCAUGAAUUCAUAACACUUACACAUAGUGGAUGUGGGUUGAAAUGUGAAAAAUUGCUUUCUUGCGGACAUUCGUGUGCAUUGCCUUGCCAUUCGUAUGAUUUAGACCAAAAAAUACACACAUGUAGUGAACCUUGCUCUAAAACCUGUAGCGAAGGCCACCCUUGUACCAAACAAUGUGCAAUGGAAUGUGGACAAUGCCAGUUUCCUGUUUUAAAAUCUCUACCUUGUGGACAUGAUGUAGAGAUCCCAUGUGGCAAGAAACCAGAAGAAUAUAUUUGUCUAAGUCAAUGUUCUUCUGUUCUACAAUGUUCUCAUCAAUGUUCUGGAAAAUGUGGGGAUUGUUUAAAAUCUAAACAACACAAACAAUGUCAAGUUCUUGUAAACCAUACAUUUUCCUGUGGUGAUGUAGCUGAGAUGCCAUGUUACAAGACCAAGUCAGACCCAGCUUGCAAGAGAGUGUGUGGAACUAUUUUAGACUGCAAGCACAGUUGUACUGGAACAUGUUCUACUUGUUCAAGUGACAAACAUGUCGUCUGUUCUGUUCAGGUCAGUUACACCUGGACGUGUGGUCACGUAGAUGACAUACCUUGUCAUGUAAGCCACCAGACCAGCUUCCAAUGUAAUAAGAAAUGUUGUUUUACCUUAAAAUGUACUCACAAGUGUGUUGGAAAUUGCUUAAAUUGUGCCAACAAUGGUCACAGUCCCUGUAAAGAAAUCUGUGGACAAGUGUUAAAGUGUGGACAUUGCUGUACCGGUGUAUGUAGUGAUUGCUUAGAUGGUCAGCAUGUCGCAUGCAAUCAGGUAUGUGGUCAAGUGUUGCCAUGUGAGCAUAAAUGUCAGGGCAAGUGUCGACUGUGUGAUUUAGAUGGUCAUCUUCAGUGUACAGAGUUAUGUCAGAGUACACUUACAUGCGGCCAUCAAUGUCAGGGUAAAUGUGGAGUUUGUUCCCAGAGCUCACACCCAACAUGUUUACAAGAAUGUCAGAAAAAACUACCAUGUGGACACAAGUGUAGGGGAAAAUGUGGGGAUUGUAAAGAAAGCGAAGCACACCCUCAGUGUCAAGACAAGUGCAACAAGACACUACCUUGUGGACAUAAGUGUAUUGGAAAUUGUAGCAAAUGUUAUGAAAGAAAAACACACGAAGAAUGUCAAGACAAAUGCAGCCAGAUUCUACCAUGCGGUCACACGUGUGUAGGGAAAUGUGGCGAGUGUAAUGAAAGAAAAACACAUCAAGAAUGUGGAGCCAGGUGCAACAAGAUUCCAUUAUGUGGUCAUGCGUGUCCUAGUAAAUGUGGUCAACCCUGUCCACCCUGCCAACAGCCAUGUCCUAAUUCCUGCAGACACAGAUCUUGUCGUACAAACAAGAACAAACCUUUAUGUGGUGAGCUAUGUCAGCCGUGCAUGAAGAAACUUGUCAUCGAGUGUCCACAUCAGAAGAUGACAAAAUUGUGUAAAGAAAUGUGGCAAACACCCCCAUGUGAGAUGAAGUGUACCAAAACCCUGAAAAUGUUCUUACUAAAAAAUGGCAAACCGUAUUUUUGUAGACAUCCAUGCUCUGGUUUGUGUAACGAAAUUUGCGUCUGUACCAUUUGUGAACGCAUUUUCCCGAUUGAUAAAAAUAUUUUAAUUCCCAAUAUAAAUGAAAGAACAGAAUCUGAGCGAUUAGUAUUGAAGAUUCCAUCAUGUUCUCAUAUUUUCUAUGUCGAUGAACUGGAUAAAUACAUGAAAACGUUUGACCAAAAUGGCACAGAAUAUAUUGGUUGUCCUGAAUGUUCACAUCCCAUUAUGAACUGUUUGAGGUAUGACAACAUUUUAAAGGAGCGGCGUGUAAGAAGAGAAGCACUGAAACAACUUUCUGGUGCUAUUGGUGGAUCUCAUCUUGUGGAAGAAAUCAAAGAAAUAAAACAAAGUCCAGAUCUCAGAGCUGAUGAACAAACAAACUCUAUCAAUAACGACUCUCAGAAUUCAAUGAUAGUUCAACUUACUUCAGCAAGUGAACAGAGGUUUAGUGAUAACUUUGGGGAUAGUGAUGCUACUAUACUCAAAGCUCAAGGAGAAACCUUACGCAAAAUCAUUCGAUUCCAAAAUAGAAAAGACGUUCGAACUGUAAAUCCCCGCCAAUUCAGAUCUCAGUCGUCUAUGGAAAACACAACGAGAGAAAAUUCAGCCUCACUCAACUGGAGACGACGUGGUCCUGAAUCGUCUGGUCAAGAAGGCUCCUGGAGAAUGUCCAGCAGUAGCUACACGACGAGAGGCAAAUCUGAUCAAGCAUCGUGGAGACUGGACACAGGAGCUUCGGGAGGCAGAGACUUCUCUGAUUGGCUAGCUAAGCGGAAGUCGUCAACCAGCUCAGCCAAUGAAGAAAAUACACUGGUGUCGGAGAAAGAGGAGAAUAAAUAAGUUCGCAAAAGUAAUUUUAGAAUUUUACAAGUCAUCAGCAGAAAUAGUUUUAAAAAAUCAUUUCACUUAUUUAAACAGUAUGAAAAAUUAAUAACAACAUCGAUACCCACAUUUCUAUAAAUCUAUUCGUAAACAUUUUUUUUUUCAUUUCUCUGGAUAUUUAAAUGUAUAAAUGUACUUUUGUUUUAAACAUUAAUUAUUGCUUUCAUUAUUAUGCUUUUAUUAAUAUUUUUUACUUUCUUGUAUAGAGAAAGUCAUGUAAUCGUGCAAAAAAAAAAAUCGAGAUUUUUACAAAUCGCGACGUUUUACACCUCACUGAUACGGAAAAACAUAAUUUUGCAAUCUUGUCCGUAUGUCUGUGUGUCUGUGU